Messenger RNA from Rubroshorea leprosula, 1471 nucleotides. The record is from the annotation of a GenBank genome assembly. Lineage: Eukaryota; Viridiplantae; Streptophyta; Magnoliopsida; Malvales; Dipterocarpaceae.
AAGAAGAUGAUGUUGUGAAGCAACUUGUAACUAGCCUAACAACCAUUGACAUACCCAUGCUGACUUCUCUAUAAUUUUCCAGAGCUUAGACUAGCAAUGACACAAUCUAAAUUGGAAUUAGAUGAAUAAACCAAGAUUAUAAGCUUAUUAAGAGCGUGGACAAAUCUGUUUUCUCCACAUGGGCAGAUAUUUUUACAUGUGAUGAGAGGGAAGACAACACGGAUUUUAAUUAAUCUCAUACUUGUUUCUCAUUGGGUGAUUGGAUUUCUAAGUCUGUUUAAUCAUAAGAAGAGGAGACUGGAGGCAUUGGUGAUAGAACAUUCCAUCUUCUUUUGGGGUUUUUCUUGUUCAUUGAUCAACAUUUUGGUUGCUUACCUUUGCAAUAAUGAGUCCAAUUGUCAUCAUUACCACUGAAGAGAUGUCUCACUCUUUCUCUCUCUCAUUCACGCUCUCAUCUACACGCCCACCAGAAAAAAAAAACACAUGGAAAUAGCAUAAACCAUACCAUCCACCAAUAUUUAUAGGAGCUUACCUUCCCUCAAUUCCCAUCCAUCAUUUUCAGUUAUAACUUCUUCUUUCCCAUUCCCAUUCUAUUCCAAUGUGCAGCAACAACAUGAAUUGGCUUCCUUCUCAUCCUGCGAGAAAGCAAAGAUCAAAGCAAUCCAAGUCUCAAAUUUACAGACUUUCCAGGAAGAGAUGUGAAGAAAAGGUGGAGGAGGACAUAGAACUCAAGAACUUGAAGCUGUAUCUGGAGAAUCAAAGCAUCAUAGAAGAGAAUGAAAAGCUAAGGAAGAAAGCCAAUCUCCUUCAUCAAGAGAACUUAGCUUUAAUGUCAGAGUUCCAAAAAAAAUUUCCAAAUUUGGAUCGCUACUCAACUACCCUCUUGCUUCUGCAUAAACAAUGAUGCAGAAGAAACAAAGAAUUUCUGGCAACCCUCAUCUUAUACCUUCUUCCCUUUCACUCUCCAAUGUCCAUUCCCCUCUCCUACCUAAUCUCUAAUUCCAUGCUAUAAAUAUGUAUCAUGCCAGCACUAUGCGUUAGAAUUUUCUAGCAGUAGUAGUUGCAAUAUUCUUAAAUGAUAUCAACUUUAGUUUUUCACUCAAUAUUUGAAUUAUAUUUGCACCGUUCUGGUCUUUUAAGCAGGAAAGGUUAAAUGGAUAAAGGAAGUGCCUCUGUUGACACAUAAAUUCCAACAAUAGAUCACGGGACAAGCAGUUAGAUGAUUAUUCAUGUUUGUAAGAUGCUUUUAAUAUAUCAGAAAUCAAACUUUUUUAAAGUCGAAAAUUUUAAUUAUACAGACAUAAUUUAAAUUGCAUAGUCAUGGAUCAUUGAGAGCUAGGCAGUUUAGCCUUCUUCUGUGAUCCAUGGCAAAGAUAUAGACGUAAAACAUAACUUCUUGUCUCCUUAGUUCGUAUUAUACUUGACUUUCUCUCAAAAUGGAAGAAUCAUCUCUAAAGUUGGUGAUUUUUUU